GUUUUUUCCUCUGCUGUGGACCUUAUAUAACUUAAACACAUCUAUCCGUUUCUCAUACAAGUGUUUUUUAAUUGAAAUUGGUCUUCUUGUCAAAGCUUUACUGUUGAUCCUCUUUUUGAUCUAAAAGCACUUAAUCAGGUGACUGAAUCUGGUGGAGAUUGGCACGAUGCUGCUGCAGUUGAUCGAACGCCUGCUAAUGUAGCUGUAUGACAGUUGAAAUGAUCGGCCACCGGCAUCUCCUAUGCUUGCGAUGGAUGGAUCGAAUGCUGUGGAACCUUUCUCAGGUAUCAUCGUAUCAUUGCCUCCUUACCUUCCGAUCAUAGGGAAACUAAAUCACUGCCAUAGGAUGCGUGUGCGGAUCUCGAGGCGUAAUCGACGGCAGGAGAUGGGGGGGUGAUUCGUGCAGGCCGAGCUUUAAAUGUCCUGCACGUGCUAUCCGCCGUUCACCUAUCCGGACUGAUCUUUUUCCAUCAUCUGCCUAAAACACCCCUCUCUUCGUUGAAACAGACACCGAAGAGACGCCAAGGCGGCGACGGCAGUCUCGUCAAACAACAGAUAUAACAGUGGCUUUUGACGUAAAUAAACAAAGCAAAGGACGCCGAUCCCCCGCCGUCUGGGUUUGGUUGGUUCGCUUUCUCUGCGGACUUAUUUCUUCCUAAUCUUUCUCCAUUCCCACUCCAUCUCUCCGAUUUCCUCACCGCUUCAUCGGUUUCUUCUCGCUCCUAAAGAGGGGAGAGACCGGAGCUUUUCUUCUACACAUUGCUCAACUAGAAGCGAGUGGGGAAGAUGAAAGAAGCGUCACGAGAACUGAUCAUGGGGAUGCUUAUGGGAGUCCUCAUCAGUUUGAUGUUGGCUUUGGUUGCUUUUAUCUGCAUCAAGUGUCGCUGUAGGUAUCUGCUAUUGUUGGAGGACAAUCCGCGGAGGGCAUCCACCAUUCCCAUCCGCACGAAUGGUGUCGAUGCUGUGAUACUCUCAGACUCCACUGUUGGUCAAGAAUCACCGGUUGUCCCUCACGCAAAUUGCACGUCUGUGUGGCUGGAUGGCACGUGCAAGAAGAAUCCUGCAUCUUUGCUUCCUGGAAUACCCAAGUACACAUACAGAGACUUGCAGAAGGCAACAUGUGAGUUCACAUCAGUGAUAGGUCAGGGAGCAUUUGGUCCAGUUUUCAAAGCUACAGUGUCUACUGGGGAGACAGUUGCUGUUAAAGUGCUUGAUACCAAUUCAAAACAAGGGGAGCAGGAAUUUCAAACAGAGGUCUUGCUACUUGGGAGAUUGCAUCAUCGUAAUCUGGUGAAUUUGCUAGGUUAUUGUGCUGACAAAGGCCAGCUUAUGCUAGUAUACAUGUACAUGACUAAUGGCAGUCUUGCUUCUCAUUUGUAUUGUGAAGAACAUGAUCCACUGAACUGGACUUUGAGGGUUGAUAUAGCACUAGAUGUUGCAAGAGGCUUGGAGUAUCUUCAUUAUGGUGCAGUUCCACCGGUUGUGCAUCGUGAUAUCAAGCCGUCGAAUGUACUUUUGGAUCAGUCCAUGAGAGCAAGAGUUGCAGAUUUUGGACUAUCUAGAGAAGCAAUAGUCAACCACCAGAAAUCUAAUGUCAAGGGAACAUUUGGAUAUCUUGAUCCUGAGUACAUAUCAUCAAAGAUCUUCACAAAAAAAAGUGAUGUCUACAGCUUCGGAGUUUUGCUUCUGGAAAUGAUUGCUGGCAGGAGUCCACAACAAGGUCUUAUGGACUACGUCGAGCUCGCAGCCAUGGAUGUGGAGGGAACCGCACGUUGGGAGGAAAUCGUGGACCCUCGGCUGAGUGGAGCAUACAACGCGGAAGAACUGCACAACAUAGGAGCAGUGGCACACAAGUGCAUCAACCCAGACUCCGGGCCACGGCCAUCCAUGAGCUUCGUGGUUCAAGCUUUAUCGCAAGUCGUGAAAGCUAGGGAUGGCACAAGGCAUCGGGAGAAGACACUGCUUCCAGUGGCAACAGCAGGGGAAGAAGCAAACUGAGGCUGGUAUCACAGAGACGAAACGCAGAGCGGGCUCAACCACAAUGGCAAUCAUCAUCUACACGGCAAGAAUUCACAUGCCACGAAGCAGAGACAUUUCUCACGAACGGCUACCUCGAAUGUACAGUCACACCAUCAGUCAACUCUAUUUGCACAUCAUUCACCUACUA
Messenger RNA from Musa acuminata AAA Group (dessert banana), 2167 nucleotides. Its product is annotated as calcium/calmodulin-regulated receptor-like kinase 1. Lineage: Eukaryota; Viridiplantae; Streptophyta; Magnoliopsida; Zingiberales; Musaceae. Gene Ontology annotation, biological process: protein phosphorylation. The record is from RefSeq and is a predicted model, not a curated record. Bases 787 to 1998 code for a protein of 403 amino acids. The transcript is spliced from 9 exons. Gene Ontology annotation, molecular function: protein kinase activity; ATP binding.